AAAGAGGAAGAAAGGAUGGAUAAUCUGUCUCCACCCCUGUUACUCAUGAACACAGAAUUGACUCCGUGCCCUAAUGACUACCUUAGCAAUAACAGAAGGGUGAGGACCACUCAAGGCUCCCUUCCCCACACUGGGAACCUUCGUUGUCUGCUGCAGGCUUUCGGGUUUUGUGGUGAUGACCUUUCUGGUAUUUUUCCCUCCUGGGCUGACCUCCCGACUGCCAGCCACUUGGGUCUGACCAGAAGGAGGCCACCACAGAUUUCUCACAGCUCAGAGGCUGAGAAUGGUGCGGAUGAGAAAAAGAAGGUCUACAGGUCACCAACAGCCCAAUCCCCUACGCCAUCCACAGAGGCCGAGUCCCCAGACCAGAAGAGAAGCAUUUGCCUGCGAUCAAAAUCCAGUUUUGAUGGCACCUCUUUAGCAGGUGACAAGAACAACUGCAAAACGGAAGGCAAAAAUGACUCUAAGACUGAAAGGAAAAAGUCUUCAUCUUCGAGCCAGUACAAAGCAAACAUGCACUUUCACAAGUUGUUUCUUGAUGUCCCAACUGAGGAGCCACUGAGGCAAAGCUUUACCUGUGCUCUACAGAAAGAAAUACUGUACCAAGGAAAGCUCUUCGUAUCAGAAAACUGGAUUUGUUUUCAUUCCAAGGUCUUUGGAAAAGACACUAAGAUCUCUAUUCCGGCUUUCUCGGUAACCCUAAUAAAGAAAACCAAAACUGCUCUUUUGGUGCCAAAUGCCCUGAUUAUCGCCACAGUCACUGACAGGUACAUAUUUGUCUCUUUACUCUCCAGAGAUUCAACUUACAAACUACUCAGAUCUGUAUGUGGACACUUAGAAAAUACAAGUGUUGGUAAUAGUCCCAACCCAUCUUCUACUGAAAAUUGUUUUGGGGCAGAUCGCCCCUCAUCUCUGCCCCUGGAUUUCAACGAUGAGUUUUCAGAUCUGGACGGAGUUGUUGGACAGAGAAGGCAAGAUAUGGAAGGAUACAGCAGCUCUGGCUCCCAGACUCCUGAAUCUGAGAACUCCCGAGAUUUCCAUGUGACAGAAUCCCAGACUGUUCUGAACGUCUCCAAGGCAGAAGGGAAACCUGCUCGGGCUGAUGCCCAUGUGAACCGAGGGUCUGAAGGGAAAGCCAGGAGUCUCCCUGCACAUGGUCUGUCAGAAACAGUUGGAAUCUUGCAUAAAGUCAAGUCUCAGAAAUGUCUGACUCUCCACCAUAUCCUUGUAUUCUAUGCAGUUGUGGUCUGUGCAUUAAUCAUUUCGACCUUCUACAUGAGGUACAGAAUCAACACUCUGGAGGAGCGGCUGGGCUCACUGACGUCCAUCGUGGAGACCCACAGUGCUGAACAGACAACACCAUCUGGCCUGAGAUCACAAGUGCAAUUAAAUGUGGAGGUCCUCUGCCAAGAGCUCACGGCGAACAUAGUAAAAUUAGAAAAGAUACAAAACAACUUACAGAAGCUCCUAGAGAAUGGUGACUGAUGACCAGAUUGCUGGCGCCAACUAAUACCUCACAUUUCUUGGAAGAAGGUGCUCCCGAGGCCUUCCUGGUAAGCGCUCCCUGCUGGCCAGAGGCGUGAAUGGAUGAGAACCCAGACAUGGUUGCACUCAGAGGUCUCCAGCUCAGGAAAAGGGGAAGGGGAAUCACUUCGCUUCUUGUGCAAUAAAAGUUGACCUUGUCUCUCUGAGGAAGUUUUUGCUGCUACUGCCUGAACAAAACAGACCCAUCUCUGGAGGUCUCAGAGCAGGCCCAGCACAUAUUCUGGAAUGAUGGUGGCUCAGCAGUUUCUGUGAUUGUGUCCGUAAACACUCCACUCCAGGCCUGCUCAGGGCUUCCCACCCUCUUUUUCACUUACUUAUAUCCUAACGCAGAUCGCUGAAACUAAGGGGUACAUCAUGUCCCACUGGCCUUACCUUUAAAGAAUUAGCCAUGAAUCUCUGAAAAGGCAGUAAAUGUCUCUGAAUGGACAGACUUGCUACAGACAAAUAACAUUCUGCUGUUCCUUUCGGCUGUUAUCUUCUGUUUAAAUCAUAUAUCUGUGUAUCUUAAGUUCUCUGUUCAGUUGUAAUGAGUAUGUCAAGCAAAGUGAAAUAACGAUUCUGUUUUUGUUCCGUUCUGUUUUGUUUUGUUCCUGUGACUAAUAUGUAAUUGGAGUGAUUCUCACCCACCUCAGGUCGAGAAUCUGUGAGGCAGAAGACUGAAAUACUAAGUUAAACUUACUAUGAAACCAAAACUAAUCUUUAAACCAAAAGUUGUAAUAGUGAUUUAAUAAAGGAUGCAGAACACUGAAUUGUUAAGAUUAUAGGUGGACUAUUGUAGCCAUUUUGAAACAGGAUAUCUGAAUUGGAUGCUGAAAGUUAUUUCAGCAGGACAGCUGUAUGUCUUUGUCCUUCGAUGACUAAAAUAAAUAACUGGUGGUUUGCUAACUAUUCACCUUGUGGUUUGGGUGGGUUUUAUUAAUAAUUAUAUAAGGUACCAUAAGAUCUGUAAAUAUAAAGUAUAUUCUAUUUCUAUCUGUAAUGCAUUUUGUAAUCAUUUCUAUGAAAUGUGUUUUGUUUAAUCAGAUAAGCUAGUAAAUGAAUUGGUUACAUCAUUUGUAUGUGUUAGCCUACUGGACAAUAGCUGUGUCUGGUACACCACCAGCUUUUAAUAAAUACUCAGUGGUUGAAGCACCCUGCUAA
Chinchilla lanigera (long-tailed chinchilla) is the source of this 2685-nucleotide messenger RNA. It is a transcript of the gene Gramd2b, whose product is annotated as GRAM domain containing 3. Bases 16 to 1485 code for a protein of 489 amino acids. The transcript has 14 exons. The record is from RefSeq and is a predicted model, not a curated record. Lineage: Eukaryota; Metazoa; Chordata; Mammalia; Rodentia; Chinchillidae.